Molecule: messenger RNA, 1027 nt
Organism: Musa acuminata AAA Group (dessert banana)
Lineage: Eukaryota; Viridiplantae; Streptophyta; Magnoliopsida; Zingiberales; Musaceae
Product: protein LURP-one-related 15-like
Exons: 3
Coding region: 20-754 (244 amino acids)
Source: RefSeq, a predicted model, not a curated record
CAACAACGCAACGACUGAAAUGAAUGUGAGAGAGAGAGAGAUGAGUUCAAGUUCUCAGUUUGCUGCGCCGUCCGGUGCCAUCGUCGACCCACGGUUCUGCGUUCCGUAUCCGAUCGACCUCACGUUCUUCAUCGAUGCCGCCAACUGUGACCACCUGACGGUGACCGACAUCAACGGCAACGUCGUCUUCAAGGUCGAAGCCCAUAAGUGGAGCCUCAGAAACAGGCAGGUGGUCGUCGACGCCUCCGGCAAGCCUGUGAUUUCGAUGCAGCAGAAGCUGAGCAGCAUCCAUGACCGGUGGCAAGUCUUCAAGGGAAAUAGCUCAGAUCCUAAGCAUAUGCUGUUUAGCGUCAAGAGGAGUUCUGCUCUCCAAUUCAAGACCGAGUUGGACGUGUUCUUAGCUGCCAACACGAAGGAGGAGGUGUGUGACUUCAAGAUCAAGGGAAGCUUCCGCAAGAGAUCAUGUACUGUGUACAAGGGCGACUCUUCCAUGGUGAUCGCGCAGAUGAGCAAAGAAUACAAAUUGGUGAAUGGAUUGGUAUCCAAGGAUGCUUUCGGCGUGGCCGUCAACCCAAACACCGACUACUCCUUCGUUACUGCUCUGACCAUAAUUCGACAUGAGUUCUUUAAAGAAGACACUGAAAUCUCUGAUGAAAUCUCAGAUGAAAUCUCAGACGAAAUCUCAGACGAAAUCUCAGAUGGAAUCUCAUCUGCAAUCUCGUCUGCAAUCUCAGCUGCAUUAGGUGGAUCCUAAUUCUCCAUGCCUGCUAGUAUAACAACGAGUGACUUCCUCUGCAGCAUGAAACCACAGAUGGGUGCUUGGUGAAGACUUGGAUGUUCAUGGAAGACUUGGGUUGUAGUACUUAAUCUUAUGUUCCUCCUUUUGUGUGAUCGUGGGAUGGCUAUAUAUGUAUGUAAGAUUAUAGUAGUUUGCACCGCAGCUGAACCUGUUUAGAGAUCAUACAUAAAGCUUGUUUGAAGAGCUCACUGCCACUUCUUUCAAGCAUUGAAGAAUCAUGUUUCCUGA